Penicillium longicatenatum is the source of this 5175-nucleotide messenger RNA. RefSeq names its product WD40 repeat domain-containing protein. The transcript is spliced from 4 exons. Bases 1 to 5175 code for a protein of 1724 amino acids. Lineage: Eukaryota; Fungi; Ascomycota; Eurotiomycetes; Eurotiales; Aspergillaceae. The record is from RefSeq and is a predicted model, not a curated record. Gene Ontology annotation, biological process: positive regulation of transcription by RNA polymerase II. Gene Ontology annotation, cellular component: nucleus. Gene Ontology annotation, molecular function: transcription factor binding.
AUGGAUAGAUUAACACGGAGUAGGAGCUUGGUGUCAGAAUCACGACCCUUCAAGAUCGCCAAAGCAAUGGCCCCGCAAGUUCCAUCGGAGCCUAGGUUCGAGCCUUGUGCGGCAACGGCGUCGCUGUUUCUAUAUGCGCAGGAUACCACCAUCCUGUGCCUUCACCAUGACACGCUUGCGGUUGAACGUCGGUUCAGUAGCCACCAGGAAAAUAUCGAAUUUAUUUCAGUGGACAAUGUGAGCGAGCGCGGUGCGGGUCGGCUGGUGGUCAGCUAUGAUGUAGGCCAGACAGCAAUUGUAUGGGAUAUUUUCACGGGCACAGAGAUUGCAAGAUUUGCAUCGUUUGAGCACCUGCGAGUCGCAUCAUGGAUGCGCAACGGGAAUGUCGCAUUUGGGAACGGCAAAGGUGAAGUUAUCCUGUUCGAGCCCUCAACCUCGGAACACAUUUCCGCUCGAACCAUCUUCGAUCCCAUUACUUCUCUUGCUCCGGCUAUGGAUUGUCGGACCUAUGCCAUUGGUUAUCAAAAUGGAUCGAUUCUUAUCGCAACCCUCCUUCCUCAAUUCACCAUCCUCCAUACCUUGACCACUUCGCGUGAACCCUCGCCAAUCAUUUCGCUUGCCUGGCAUGCCUCUUCAUCGAAACAGAAAUCAGACAUGUUGGCAACCCAGGCCUCAAAUGGGGAUCUGAGAGUCUGGAGUGUAUCAAAACCACCAGGGAAAGAGGCUCCCAGAGUGAUUCGUGUAUUAAAACGAUCUGAUUCUACCUCAGCGGAUCCGAAGUGGAUGGGAUGGUCCAAAAAUGGCAAAAUUGUGCAAUACCUUGAAGGAGAAACAUGGGCUUGGGAUGUUCGAACAAAGCAUGUGACCUACGAGCCAAUUCCUACAUUGGAGGGAGUGCGAGGAUUGGCAAACCAUGGUGCCACUGCGACGCUAUUUACCAUUGGUCCCAAUAAUACAGUUCAGCAGUACGAUGUUGACAACCCAGCAAUGGUGGCCAACGUGCAACAUGUUCCAGUCAUUCCUCGUUCGGUCACAUCCGAGGGCCAACGAUCAAAGACAAUGUCUCCACGGCGCCUGCAGGAUCCCCCAGAGCUUCGAGAGCCACCAAAUUCUCGACGAACACCAUUUGAUUCAAACGGACUCGACAACCUGAGGCAACAAAGGGCGGAUCUGAUUAGCCCUGCCUCAUCAAGAAGCCGGACGGAAUCUGUUAGCUCCAAGGCUUCAUCUGGGAAGUAUAACAGAGCUGAUGCAUUUUCACCGCCAAGCCGAUCAGGACAGACGUCAACAACUUUUUCGAUGACAUCGGCUGGACGCGAUACGCCACAGCCAUCAGCCGGUUUUCCGUAUGCUUCAUCAGUCUCGAUGUCGUCAGUGAAGAGCUCUCGUGCUGGAUCUAGAUUGCGAAAUGAGGUGCAAAUGAGUCCUGCUGAGAGAAAUAUUGUUGAUCUUUUCCCAUUCAUGCGAGCGCGUCUGAAUGAUGUACCCUACAAGUCGCAGCCGCCUUUUGAUGAGAACCAUCUAACCCCUGACGAUCUGCGACAACAAAUGCUUAGCGUGGUUUUUGGCUGGGAAGGAGAUAUUUCAGAUUUGAUCAGAGAUGAGUGGAGUCGCCAUGCACCUGGAAGUCAAAGUGCAAUCCUUUUGGCACAAUGGCUUGGAGAGACCGACACAGAUCAGAUGGCUGAAAUGAUCAGCGCUGGACCAACGACUACUUCAGACUGGAUGCUUUUGGCCCUGAGUCAAAUGACCGGACAGACACAGGCAAACAAAGUUGGACAGAGCUUUGUACAAAAGCUACUGGAGAUUGGGGAUAUUCAUACUGCAGCUUCCAUUCUUCUGGGCUUGGGCGACAGCAAUGAUGCCAUCGAGGUCUAUGUCUCGCGCAAUCACUUCAUGGAGGCCAUUCUCAUGACUUGUCUCUUGAUGCCAUCAGACUGGCAACGCCAAUCAUAUCUCGUAAGAAGAUGGGGAGAAUAUGUGGUUUCGCAUUCCCAACAACAACUUGCUAUUCGCUGUUUCAUGUGCACCGGUGCUGAGCCUACUGAGCCGUGGACUUCGCCAGCUGCUCAGCAGGCGGCCUCUUUCGCCGAGAUUAUUCGAGGAAAAUCGCCAUUAGCCUCGCCUGAACCUAUGCAGUCUAUGCAAUCUAUGCAACCAAGCGCGCCUCCGUCACGACCAAAGUCGGCAUCUAACCAACGAUCUGCGGGAAAAACUCCUGCGUUGAAACUAAUCACAUCUUUCGACGCGCAGCCCAACAAUCGGUUCCGAUUCCCUGGAUUGAAGUCCGAUGACCGAACACCCACAAACGCACCUGGUGUCACCCCUAUCGCAGAGUCUGCUGUAGCUGACUCGGCUCUAUCUCCAGGUGGACUGGGUUCCUGGAAGCUUAACAACAUUCAGAGUUUGAACCAAGCAAUGACAUCCCGGACUAACACACCUGCAUUCAACCGGCGCCGUCUUCCUUCAAUCGGCGAGACCCCUGUAGAUGUGCAUCCCCCAACGUUCUCUCGGGCUCGUUCCUACAAUACUGGUAGUGCCUAUGGCUCGACUUCGGAGGCCGAAGAGACCAGCGGCCAGGAGCAGAGUCAAGACGAAUCCGGUGAUCUGUUACUCUCAGCAACAAAAUAUACACCAGGCCAGGAUUCAAUAAAGCCAAGCCCCCAGACUGCCGUUCAAGGGUCGGACAAGUUCGCAUCCAUCAAGGGCCUUCCAUCACCCGCAGCAGGGGUCUUCGAGGCUCUGAAAGACCACUCCGAUAUCCGAAACGGCUCUCGUGAUAGAAAGCCAGCCGGGCUUGAGAUUGAACUCGUUCAUGCUGAGGAGGUCGCCAGCCCACGUAACCAUUCUGGCUUACUUCACAGUGCAAAGAGUACCUCAACGGUGCAUAGCUACAAUUCCGCCAAGAGUCCGAGUGUGAGUAGUCGUAGCAUUGACCAGUACAUCAGCAGCCUGGACGAAGCCAACUACCACGCAAAAGGUUACCGCAGCCAGCGCUCUGGACGAGCAAGAAGAAAUACCGAUGAAACUGGUGGUCAAAACCCGCGUGAGGCAUCCCAGGAGACUCGUGGCCGGAACGAGCGCCGAUAUAUCCAGCCUGCGAAACGAUCGCCUUCAUCCCCAGUGCCAAUGUCACCCGAUGAGCUCGCACGUUAUCAUAUCGGGGAAACGGAGAAACGAGACGAAACACGAAAGAAAUCUCACUCACGUGCUCGAAGCAGCAGCAGGAUGAGAAAGGCAGGAUCACGAAAUCGCCAGCGCUCUUCUAGUCGACACACCGCAAGCCGUGUCGCCCUAGAAAGGCUGGAUCCCUCUUCCCGAGGUCGUAGUACUGACCGUCAUGGCUCUGCUGCUCGUUCGCCAUCUUCGCCCUUGCCAAUGUCAUUGCCAAUGACUCUCCCUGGUCAGGAAGCCUCUCAACAAGAUGGUGUCAAUGAUCCCCUCAGGAUUGUUGCUGGGAACCAGGAGCGACUGCGUUCGCACCACAGAAGCGCAAGCCGUCGUCGUGCAGAAAAAGCAACUCAUUCUAGACGAGAGGCCUCCCCCGAGUCCAGGCACAAGGUGUCUCAUAGUGUACCCGAUAUACGCCAGCCUGUUGAGUUUGAGCUCCCAUCUCAGCCCGAGGGUUUUAAACAGUUAAGCAGCAAAGCUUUUGGACAAGAGCAGACUUUAAAUGCUCAAUCCUUUGGGCAGGAGGAGACUUUGAGCCCUUUGGUGUUUGGACAAGAAAGUACCUUGAGUGCUCAAGCUUUUGGACAGGAGACUGCACUUAGCGCCCAGGUCUUUGGACAAGAGAUGAGCAACGAGACACCCACCCAGGAUGUUUUGGGCAGCCAGGUGUAUGGUCAAGAAGACCAGAAAUUUGGACAGGAAGCCGUUUUGAGCGCUAUGGCCUUUGGACAGGAAGCCACCCUGAGCAACAAAGCCUUUGGGCAAGAGAAUGUUCUAAGCAGCAAGACAUUUGAACAAGAUGUCUUCGCCCAUGGCCGCAGUCAAAGUAGGCCAGUCUCAGCUGCUAAUGACAUCCACGAGCAAGUCUCUCCAACAACGCCAUUUGUCACUUUGGCCGAGAAGAAGAGGAGAGAACUAGCCGCUGCUGAGUUGGAAGCCCGUCGAUUGUCUCUUGCACGAAACCCUUCUGCACCCAACAUUCCCUUCCCAGGCGAAUUGCAAUCUGCUCGAUCACCCAUUGAAAGUCCGCCUCCAUUCCAUGGGAAUUCCUACUUCCCCCGAGUUCCAUCUCGAAACCAGAUUCCCCCAGCCAAACGAUCGCCUGAAUAUGGCAGCAGCUCUGAUUCAAGCUCAUCGGGCUCAAGACAGCCCGUCGGACUGCCAGCCACGCCGCGGGCCAUGAGACACCCCAAGUAUGGUGGCGGUCGAGAAGAUCGACCACCUUCUGUUCCCGCCAUCCCAAGCGACCACCAUGGCACCCAAGUCCCAAGUGAUAUCCGUUACCAUAGCGAAGCGGCUGAGAGAAUCGGACGAUCCAUGUCAGUCCCCAUGCCAGAGAACCAGGCAUCCAAAUACAUGAAUCCACCCCCAGUGCCAUCUGAACUACCAAUGCAUCCACACUUCAACCCCAACCUCCCCCGGAGCCGCUCCAGCAGUCGUGCCCGCAACAUGGGCCACCGUCGUACCAGUUCCGGAGGCUACGUCUCUGGUACUUCGCCCCAGGUGACCGUCAGCAUUGAAGAGACAAUCGAAAAUGCAAUGCAAAGACCUUUGGCACCGCAAGACAUGAUUCCUCCACCACCUCCCCCAAUUCUCCCCGAGCUACAGCAUCUCAAUACCCCUCCGCCUCCACCACCGUUCCCAAUCACCGUGGAUCCAACUUCACCCCGACAGUCCUCAGCUACUAUCGAUGUUGCAAUCGAGAACGAAGAUAUGGGUCGUAUGAUUCCUCGUGCGAUGACCGCCGCUCCUACCAUCCAUGUCAGUGUCGGGGGUGACUCUAAGUCGGGUAAACGUACCUCGUACGAGCACCGUCGCAACCGCAGCUCGAAUGAAAGCUUCGCGAACAAGCUGCGCAGUCUCACGCGUAUCCGGGGCACUAGCCGCAGUGUUGAGCCUUGGGGUACAGCAACCGAAUGGGGAUCCAACGCCCUUGAGAAUGAUAUGCCGUAUGAAUUGUUGCACUCGCGGGCUUAUACACCCGGACCGGGCUAUGGGGUCUAA